AUGGAGGACAUACGGGAAACCCGGGUUCGGAUCGGGAUCGGGAUCGGGAUCUUCAACCCGGAACCAUCAAACACCGGAGACAAUAUUGAACUGGGAAAUGAUAUGGAAAACAGUAAAGUGGGGGCACAAAAAGUGGGGGUUUCUCAAAUGGUGGAUUAUGAAGUGGAGGCUGGUAAAAUGGUGGCUUAUAAUAAAGUGGGUGUUUCUCAAAUGGUGAAUAAUAAAAUGGGGGUUUCUCAAAUGGUGGAGUGUGAAAGGAGGGUGUUUUCUGUAAUGGAGACUUGUAGAGUGGUGGGGUUUGAAUGGGGGGUUGAGAAAUGGGAGAUGGUGGCUCAACAGGAGGGUUGUAGAGAGGUGGGUUGGCAUAGUGAGCAAGUGCUUGAGGGGACUGAAUGA
This is a messenger RNA of Sphenostylis stenocarpa, 396 nucleotides long. NCBI's taxonomy places the organism in Eukaryota, Viridiplantae, Streptophyta, Magnoliopsida, Fabales, Fabaceae. The record is from the annotation of a GenBank genome assembly.